UGCUAUAUAAAAAGGCUGCCUGAACAUCUAUCAACACACAACCGGGUGUGUGAAUCCGUGGGCAUUCCGCUGCUUCUCCAAGUCAAGUGCUGGCGUUUCUCCCUCUGCUUCCUACUUGUCUUUUUCCUCUUUUUUCAUCCCCUUCACUGGAGAGAGGCCCCCCAACCAGCAGGCACCAUUUCCUCACCGGGGAGACCAGCGUUGGCAGUGCAGCCUCUUCCAAGGCUCAGCAUUGGGAGGAAGACCCUGGUGGCAGCCGGCAUGGGCGUCAUGCUGGUCCUGGUGCUUGUCAUCCUGAUCCCAGUGCUGGUGAGCUCUGUGGGUGCAGACGGGAGCCACUACGAGAUGUUGGGCACCUGCCGCAUGGUCUGUGACCCUUACCUGGGGAAAGGCACCACAACUAGCGCCAGCAUCCGGGCCGAAACUGAGGUUAUGAGUGACAGUAUAGUGCCACCGCUCUCCACCCUCGUUCAAGGGCCCCAGGGCAAGCCUGGACGACCUGGCAAGCCUGGCUCCCCAGGGCCUCCAGGUGAGCCAGGACCCCCAGGUCCAAUUGGCCCCCCUGGAGAAAAGGGAGAUUCAGGGAAAACUGGCAUCCUGGGUUUGGGGGGCAAUGGUGCAAUCAGCACAGCCACCUACAGCACCAUCCCGAGGGUCGCUUUCUACGCUGGGCUCAAGAACCCCCACGAGGGGUAUGAGAUCCUCAAAUACGACGACGUGGUCACCAAUCUGGGCAACAGCUACGAUGGCACCUCCGGCAAGUUUAUCUGCAACAUCCCUGGCACUUACUUCUUCAUCUACCAUGUCCUGAUGCGGGGUGGAGAUGGCACCAGCAUGUGGGCAGACCUUUGCAAGAACGGCCAGGUUCGUGCCAGUGCCAUCGCCCAGGACGCGGAUCAGAACUAUGACUACGCCAGCAACAGCGUCAUCCUGCACCUGGACGCGGGCGACGAGGUCUUCAUCAAGCUGGACGGAGGCAAGGCGCAUGGUGGGAACAACAACAAAUACAGCACCUUCUCGGGGUUCAUCAUUUACGCAGACUGAGGGGCACACAGGCUGCCCUCCCUCCCACCAACUCUCGUUUGUACGCUCACUCGCUUGCUCGCUCACUCUUUCUCUUGUCAUGGUUUGCAGGGGGGGCUCAAACUGGCAUGGACGUCAGCGACAGACUUUCACAGGGAAAUAUUUCCAGGUGGCUGGCACGUAUAGGCCCAGACUUUUUCUCUUUAGGGCAGAAUCAGCAGGAGUAGAAGGCAGCCUCCUGGAAAGACAUGGCCUUUUUGACUCUGCAGUACCUCCACUCCCUUCCACCCAUCAUAGGGCUGUGCAAUAUCAACAAACAGGACUGGAAUCAUGCUAUUGCUACUGAAUAAGCAUCAGCUAAAAGAUCUGGUUGAAAUCCCCCCCCCCCCCCCCUUUCCCCCUUUCCUAAUGGUUUGAAGUUGUAUUUAGUGCAGGGUUGCAACAUUUGGGUUUUUAAAAUUGAAACUGAAAAUGUGUUCCUGGCUGUUUCUUUUAAUGCAAUAUAUGCAUAGCUCACAGUGCACCUUGGCUAUUGAAUGUUGUAACUGCAGAUCUGAAAAGGGACCUGUCAAUCCCAAAUCAUCUGUACAUCUUUACUACUAAAAGAGAAAAGCUACUUGUUAGCAUCCCCCAUCUGUCUGCUUUGUAUUGUGUCUUGAGUCUAAAUGGGUAUGUAGUGCAUCUGGGGGCAGAACUGUGGUUUCAUUUUGAAAAUGACAGAUACUGUUUUUGACAGAUAGUGGCAAGUACUCUAUAUAAGCAUAUACAGUACCGUGACAAUUUGCCCCCUGUUUGAUUUUUUUUAUUUUUGCGUAUUUUUGACACUGAAUGUUAUCAGAUCUACAACCAAAA
Polyodon spathula (Mississippi paddlefish) is the source of this 1875-nucleotide messenger RNA. Its product is annotated as C1q-related factor-like. The transcript has 2 exons. Gene Ontology annotation, molecular function: protein binding. The coding region runs from base 262 to 1044 and encodes 260 amino acids. The record is from RefSeq and is a predicted model, not a curated record. Lineage: Eukaryota; Metazoa; Chordata; Actinopteri; Acipenseriformes; Polyodontidae.